Messenger RNA from Trichogramma pretiosum, 460 nucleotides. RefSeq lists its product as uncharacterized. Lineage: Eukaryota; Metazoa; Arthropoda; Insecta; Hymenoptera; Trichogrammatidae. The transcript is spliced from 2 exons. The record is from RefSeq and is a predicted model, not a curated record. The coding region runs from base 23 to 406 and encodes 127 amino acids.
UCUUUCGACACAGGUUGUGAAGAUGAAUCUACUACUGGCUACGAUUCCAUUGCUCGCGCUAUCUCUGGGCGCUCUCGGCGUUCCCGUGGAGGAGCAGCAGCCAACCAGAAGACCCGAUCUGCCCUACAGAGAUCCCGUGCCGUCGUACGAGGUGGUGGCUCGCGACGACUACGAAGCGCCACCCCCGAGCUACAACGAUUACAUGCGCUACUAUUAUAACACGUCGGACGAGAGUUCGACGGUGCCGGCCGAGGAGACCACGACGGAGCCGACCGGAUGCACACCGGACUCGUGCAGCAGGUACACGAGCUGCUGCUUAUCGGCGGUGCGCGAUACCAUCUUGACCUGCGCCGCGAUGACCUGCGUGGAACUGUUCAAUUGCUGCGACGAAUUGUUGAAUAGUUGAGCUGCGAGUUAUGUAUUAUUGUUGUACGAAUAAAGGUCACGUGCCAAAAGUUAA